UCGGCAUCACCAGGGAGGAAUAGAGAGAAUAAAAGAGCAGAGAAAAACAUGAGGAGUUUAGAACUUUCCUCAUACAUCACCACACCAUACCUCAGGACAGUGACUAUCAGCCCUCUGUUCACAACACAAUGGAACCUGCCAUCAACGUUAUUGUCUCUCAGUUCAAGACCUUUGCUGGGAAGGAUGGGUCCUCUAACACCCUGAGCAAAGGAGAGUUCACCAGUCUGUUGAUCUCCCAGCUUCCUAACUUUGUCAAGAACGCCACUGAUCCAGCCACAGUAGACCAACUCAUGAGCUCAUUGGACGAAAACAACGAUGGCGAGCUGACAUUCCUUGAAUUCUGGCAGCUGAUUGGGAAACUAGCCGGCAAACAAGGAGGCUUCUGCUAAUAAGAACCAGCUUCGGGGCCCAAAAUUGCAGGAACAAAACAUACUGAUCAUACAAAAUAUACAUAUUAUUUUCAAGUUUAUCUUUAAAUUGUUUCAUGAUAUCCCCAGAUUAAGUAAGAUUGUAUAAAGUCACAUUCUCACAGUUAUCUAAAAGUAUAUUGGCCAAUUGCCCCUUCUAUGCUUGUCCUUUAUUUUGCUUUACCAAAUUCAGAUCUCCAGAGUCAGUUGGCUUUGAGAGACUGUUCAAGAUUGAGCGACGCAACACAAUGAAAUUGUCCUGUCCAUGUUGUCAGGGGUUAGAUUUUGAUCUUUGUAUGAUGCGUGAUUCCAGUUAACCGUUUCCUAAACGGACGGCUCUUAUUAAAGGAUCCAUUGUUUGAACUCUU
Molecule: messenger RNA, 775 nt
Organism: Hypomesus transpacificus
Lineage: Eukaryota; Metazoa; Chordata; Actinopteri; Osmeriformes; Osmeridae
Gene: s100a11
Product: S100 calcium binding protein A11
Exons: 3
Coding region: 129-389 (86 amino acids)
Cellular component (GO): perinuclear region of cytoplasm
Molecular function (GO): calcium ion binding; transition metal ion binding
Source: RefSeq, a predicted model, not a curated record